AAUUUGCUGAUAAUAGCUGCUGUGAUCACCACGCGUCACCUGCGCACCGUUACAAACUUUUUUGUCCUGUCGCUCGCCAUCGCGGACUGCCUGGUGGGCUUCCUCGUCAUGCCUCUGGCCGUUACUAAACACUUAAAUGAUGGCAAGUGGAUACUGGGUCAAGAGCUGUGUAUAAUGUGGGUGUUAUGCGAUGUCUGUGUCUGCACCGCCUCCAUCUUGAGUCUGUGCGCCAUUAGCAUCGACCGUUACUUCGCCGUCACUCAGCCACUCAACUACUCUCGCCGUCGUCGUUCCAAGCGGCUUGCAGCUCUCAUGAUCCUCUUCGUCUGGAUGGCAGCCAUUGUUAUUAGUUGUCCUCCUCUGAUUUGGUUUCAUGACCUGAGCAACUUUGGCAGCAAAUUAACGGAAGUGGACUGCGACUACAGCGAUCACAAGGGAUACGUCGUGUUCUCAGCAAUGGGAUCGUUUUUUGUGCCGAUGAUCGUAAUGUUGUACGUGUACGCUCGAAUCUCCUGCGUCAUUGCUGGGCGACACAAGGACAUCACUGCUAUCAACAAUCCUCCCCAAGUCAAGUGGCCACUCAAAUCUACUGAUUCAUCCUCAGUGGCAAGUCAUAAGUCGGACUCGGUCGAUCCAAAUAUUUCUGACAUUGUUUUGGCAAUACAAAAAGAAAUUGCUGUAAGCCAAGCUGCAAAUAGAGACGGUUUUAGCGCGAUUGAACAGCGUCUAACUGGUUUACAGGCAUCUGUUGACGAAUUCCAUAAGAGACUUUCUUCUUUAGAGGCGGAAAAUGUUGAACUUAAAGCGGAAUGUGUUGAACUCCGAACUAAAAAUGAAUCCCUGUCUCGGCGGGUGUUUGACGUGAAGAUACAAAUGGCAGAUAUACAGCAGUACUCGCGAAACCAUAACAUUGAAGUUAUGGGUGUCCCCGUCACAAAAAGUGAGAAUGUUUACGAAAUCGUCAAAUCGGUGGCCACCGCGCUUGAUCUAACUUACGACAGACAGUCCAUAUCCAUUGCCCAUCGUUUGCCGGCACCUCGGAGGAAGUCUUUCCACCCCUCUAUCGUCGUCCAGUUCGUGUCCCGCUCAACAAAGGCUGAAUGGAUUUCUGUGGCCAAGAAAAAAAGAAUUAAAACUACGGACUUGGCAGCGUCUCUACCGCCUGCGCCGGUAUUAGUUCUGGAUCAUCUCACACCACAGAAUAAACAUAUACUGGGGAGAGCUAAGUCCUUGGUCAAAGAUGGACAGCUGGCGUUCGCUUGGUCGAGGGACGGAAGGGGCCAACGAGGACAUGUGGUGCGAGCAAGUGUGCGGAAACAAUCAAGGAAGCCAAUAUCUACAUGUCUAGAGGAGUCAGAUCUUGCCAGGGAGUCUUCAAAGAGCAAAGAGUUCUCUGGUAAAACACCAAGUCUAACGACGAGUCUCCGAGAAAACAGACUGCAGGAUCGGCGCUUGAGGCUCUUGGACAACAAGUCCAGGGUCUCAUCCAUCCGGCGUGAGAAAAAAGCGGCACAAACUCUUAGCAUCGUUGUUGGUGGCUUCAUUGUUUGCUGGCUGCCCUUCUUCGUCGCCUAUCUUCUCGCACCAUUUAUAAAACCGACUAAAAUUCCGGACGAGCUGAUGUUUGGUUUAACCUGGCUAGGCUGGAUAAAUUCUGCCAUAAACCCAUUCAUCUACGCCUUCUACAGUCCAGAUUUCCGGUUAGCGUUCUGGAGACUGACUUUUCGAAAUUGUACUGCACGCCAGGUGGUCUCUAUGGAGCUGAGUACCUCAUCUCGCCAGAGCACGUACGUGCGGUAAAGUGUUUUAGGAUACCCUCGGCUUAGAUCUCAUCGCCAUUCCCACCUCCUGGGGUACAGAGACUCCUGCGUCUGAUCCUCCAAGUCUAUUGAAUGAUCUCAGAGAAACGCCAAAAUUACUCUCUUCGAUUAAGGUACUCGGACAGAAAACACUCUAGUUUAUCAGAGUUCCAUCACGUAUAGUACAAAACAUUGCACUUUAGAUGUUAAUUUAUUAUAAUUAUAGCUAUGCAUUUGUUACGUGGAGCUGCCAGGUUAAUGUUUUGUGACAAAAGACGUUGUGGUGUUUAUUUAUAAUAAAAGUCUUUAUUAAA
Homalodisca vitripennis (glassy-winged sharpshooter) is the source of this 2113-nucleotide messenger RNA. RefSeq names its product octopamine receptor-like. Gene Ontology annotation, molecular function: G protein-coupled receptor activity. The record is from RefSeq and is a predicted model, not a curated record. Lineage: Eukaryota; Metazoa; Arthropoda; Insecta; Hemiptera; Cicadellidae. Gene Ontology annotation, cellular component: membrane. The transcript has 8 exons. Gene Ontology annotation, biological process: adenylate cyclase-activating adrenergic receptor signaling pathway. The coding region runs from base 109 to 1800 and encodes 563 amino acids.